AUGACUGCUGUCAAGAGAAUUCUCUUUUCAUUUAGUUCUGCUAAUACUUUUAGAUUCACUUCUAAUUCCAUCAUCACUAAACGUCAGUUUACUUGUAUUAAACCACCCAAUAAACCUGCUGAUCCUCACAGCGAUACCAAUGUUCAUCCUGCUCAGAAAGUCGUUCAAAAGCAAAUUCGCAACUCAAGAUCCACCAUCUUUGCUCUCAGUAUUGGUAUUGGUCUAGUCUCUUUUCUAACUGCUGUUUACACUGUUCAUUCUGAAGAAAAUGACUUGAUUCGUACCAUGGAUUUGACUGCUCUCAAGACUCAGAUCAAAGCAGCUUGCAUGUAUCCAGGUGUUUAUAUAUGGGGAAGUAAUAGAGGCGGUCUGGUUCAACCUGGAACUCUUUCCAAGUUGGAUCAACCUGUUUCUAUCGAGGCAUUCAAAGGACGAGCACUAAGAGAUCUUGCUUUUGGUGAUACUCAUGCUGCUGCCAUUGAUGAACAUGGAAAUCUACUUCAAUGGGGUCGUAGCAUGUCGAGCGAUCAGCCCAAACUUACAUUCACUCAGCACAACCUUGUCAAAGUCACUUGUGCUUCUCAGAAAACAUAUGCUCUCUCUCGUAAUGUCACUCCCUUGAAACUACCUGCUGGCUCUGCAUGGGGUGAGCGCAUCACAUCCAUUUCUUGUGGAUCUAGCCAUUUGAUUGCUGUGUCCAAUACUGGUCGUGCCUAUUCAUUUGCCUGUGAUAGUAAUGCCAACAAGUGUGGACAGUUGGGAUUGGGUCAUGUCAACAUUGUAGAUGAAGACUCUUUUGUGCUCAACCGUAUUUCUGGACUGUCCAUGUGUGACAAGGUUGCUGCUGGUCGAUCUCAUUCCAUUAUUGGCACCACUGACGGUCGUGCAUUUGGCUUUGGUCAAAAUAGAUUCGGUCAACUUGGUAUUGGACUCUGUAAAGAUAUUAUUCAUGCAUCUCCAGUCCAGAUCGAUACCAUUUGGUCUGAUUCUGGAAAACCUACUCAAAAAUCUCCCGACUCAAAAUGCACACAUAUUGCAGCUGGCGGGGAUACGACACUAUUUGUAGUAGAUACUCCAAAGACAACCAGAGUGCUUGCAAGUGGACACGGACAGUUUGGACAACUUGGAACAGGAAAUUUCAAUCAUACUAUGGCUACACCCUCUCUCAUCAAACCUUUGUCCAAUCUAGUCGAGUAUGAUUCUAUCCAACACAAGAUUUCUCCGAUCCGAGUUCGUAAAGUAUGUGUUGGCGACGUACACUGCUGUGUUGUAAUGAACAAUUCAAUUGGCGAGCAUGGUCAAGUGGGACUCUCUGGAUGGGUAUCUGGAGUGUGGAAAUGGUUAUGGACUGGGUCGCGUACCAAGGAGAGUGAACGGUAUGGACACGAUGUGCUUGUAUGGGGAAUGAAUAUGGACGGACAACUAAGACGAGCAGAUAGCAAAAAGGGUAGUUUGGCAUCACCCGGAUAUAUGCUUCCAAUUGUGUAUCAGGAUGUUGGAAAACUAAAUGCAUCGCAUGAACAUGGACAUGGACAUGGACAUGGAUUGGUAGAAAAGGAUACUAUGAUCAUUGAAGCUGAAUCCAAACUCGAUGCGAAUGACGAGAUGGAAGAAAACACUGGAAACAUUCGACUACAACUGGCUUCUAAAGGAUGGGUGACAUUCAAGAGUGGAAAUCUAUCAGUGUCACAGGAUAUUGUUCUUGGUCCUAAUCUUACUGCAGUGUACACAAGAUUAGACCAAUAA
Messenger RNA from Batrachochytrium dendrobatidis JAM81, 1746 nucleotides. RefSeq lists its product as uncharacterized. Gene Ontology annotation, cellular component: mitochondrial inner membrane. The record is from RefSeq and is a predicted model, not a curated record. NCBI's taxonomy places the organism in Eukaryota, Fungi, Chytridiomycota, Chytridiomycetes, Rhizophydiales. Bases 1 to 1746 code for a protein of 581 amino acids. The transcript is spliced from 4 exons. Gene Ontology annotation, biological process: mitochondrial respiratory chain complex III assembly.